Penicillium alfredii is the source of this 2160-nucleotide messenger RNA. RefSeq names its product MCM DNA helicase complex subunit MCM5. The record is from RefSeq and is a predicted model, not a curated record. Gene Ontology annotation, molecular function: single-stranded DNA binding; 3'-5' DNA helicase activity; single-stranded DNA helicase activity. Lineage: Eukaryota; Fungi; Ascomycota; Eurotiomycetes; Eurotiales; Aspergillaceae. The coding region runs from base 1 to 2160 and encodes 719 amino acids. The transcript is spliced from 4 exons. Gene Ontology annotation, biological process: double-strand break repair via break-induced replication; DNA replication initiation; DNA replication. Gene Ontology annotation, cellular component: nucleus; MCM complex.
AUGGAUCGCCGUACUCCUUAUACUUUGAGCGUUCUUGCGCCCAGUACCAAUGGUGCUGAGGAAUCCCGCACGACUAUCCAGAGCCGACUGCGCGACUUCGUGCUGGAAUUCCAACUGGAUAAUGCUUUUAUCUACCGAGACCAAUUACGACAAAAUGUACUGGUGAAGCAAUAUUAUUGCGACAUCGAUAUCGCCCAUCUAAUUUCCUACAACGAGGAGUUGGCCCACAAACUGACCACGGAGCCUGCCGAUAUCAUCCCUCUCUUCGAACUAGCGUUGCAGCAAUGCACGCAGCGAAUUGUCUACCCAGGCCAGCGCGACAUCACACUUCCCUCCCACCAGCUCCUUCUCCACUCCUCGGCAUCGCACAUCUCCAUCCGCGACCUGAAUGCAACCAAUAUCUCUCACCUUGUGCGUAUUCCCGGAAUUGUCAUUGGAGCGUCUACGAUCUCGUCCAAGGCGACCACUGUCCACAUCCGCUGCAAGAACUGCGAUCAUAGCGAGAAUAUCCACGUCGAAGGUGGCUUUUCUGGUUUGUCACUGCCAAGACGCUGUGGCCGGCCGAAAGAUCCUGGCGAUCAACCUGGCGAACAAUGUCCCCUGGAUCCUUAUCAGGUUCACCACGAAAAAUGCCAAUUUGUGGACCAGCAAGUGCUCAAGCUGCAAGAGGCCCCCGAUCAGGUCCCCGUCGGUGAACUGCCACGACAUGUUCUCAUUUCGGCAGACCGAUAUCUGGCCAACCGAGUUGUUCCUGGUUCGCACUGUACUGUCAUGGGAAUCUUCUCCAUCUAUCAAGCUAAGGGCGGCAAGAAGGAGGCCGCGGUAGCCAUCCGCAAUCCCUAUCUCCGGGCGGUUGGGCUUAACACGGACUUGGAUCAAACAGCCAAAGGUAACGCCAUUUUUUCGGAAGAAGAAGAGCAGGAAUUCUUGGAGCUUAGCCGCAGACCCGACUUGUACGACGCCAUCGCCAGAAGCAUUGCCCCGUCCAUCUAUGGCAACAUCGAUAUCAAGAAGGCCAUUGUAUGUCUGCUGAUGGGCGGCUCAAAGAAGAUCCUGCCUGAUGGAAUGAAGCUUCGUGGCGAUAUCAACGUGCUCAUGCUGGGUGACCCUGGUACAGCCAAGUCUCAAUUAUUGAAGUUUGUUGAAAAGGCAGCACCUAUUGCAAUCUACACUUCUGGAAAGGGAUCUUCAGCAGCUGGUUUAACUGCCUCUGUCCAGCGUGACCAUGCCACGCGCGAAUUCUACCUGGAAGGUGGUGCAAUGGUACUUGCAGACGGCGGUGUCGUGUGUAUCGAUGAGUUCGACAAAAUGAGAGACGAGGACCGGGUGGCCAUUCACGAAGCCAUGGAGCAACAAACCAUUUCGAUCGCCAAGGCCGGUAUCACGACAAUUCUGAACUCUCGCACGUCGGUCCUGGCCGCGGCCAACCCGAUCUUUGGCCGUUACGACGACCUCCGGACCCCGGGUGAGAACAUCGACUUCCAAACCACGAUCCUGUCCCGUUUCGAUAUGAUCUUCAUUGUUCGGGACGACCACGAGCGCAGCCGUGAUGAAAAUAUUGCCCGCCACGUUAUGGGCGUCCACAUGGGCGGCCGAGGUGUGGAGGAACAGGUCGAGGCCGAGAUCCCAGUCGAUCAGAUGAAGCGCUAUAUCAGCUACUGCCGAAGUCGCUGCGCGCCUCGUCUCUCCCCCGAAGCCGCUGAGAAGCUCUCAUCCCACUUCGUCUCGAUCCGAAAGCAGGUGCACCGCGCCGAACUCGAAGCCAAUGUGAGAUCUUCAAUCCCCAUCACCGUGCGUCAGCUCGAGGCCAUCGUCCGUAUUACGGAGUCGCUCGCCAAACUCUCGCUCUCGCCCAUCGCCACCGAAGCUCACGUAGACGAGGCCAUCCGGCUGUUCCUUGCAUCCACAAUGGAUGCCGUCACCCAGGGCGAAGGCCAGGGAAGUAAGGAGCUCAUGGAGGAGUCAAGCAAGAUUGAAGACGAACUCAAGCGCCGUCUACCCAUUGGCUGGAGCACCAGCUUGGCCACUUUGCGCCGCGAGUUUGUCGAGGGACGGGGGUACACCGAGCAAGCGCUCAACCGGGCCUUGGUGGUCAUGCAGCGCAGAGAUACGGUGCAGAUCCGCUCUGGUGGCUCGCAGGUCUACCGGAAUGGGGCUUAA